GAGAGAGAGAGAGAGAAAUGAGAAUGGAGUGGUGUGAGUGAAAAUGGCGUGGAGGGGGUGGAAGCUUUUCCUUUUCAGUUUGCUUUUGGAAAAGCAGACAGGCAUUUCUCUCUGAUUCUUCUUCUGCUUCUCCUCACUUGUUCACAUCACAUCCCUCUUUUCUUUGUCUAAUUUUUUUCCAAAUUUGAAGAACAAAACAGUCAAGAAACACAUGAAUAUGUGCCUUCACUUCCUCCUGUGAUUUUUCUCUGCAUUGUCUUGUGAUAAUCUUCUGUAAGUAGUCUGGUUCUUUCUUAAUAUUCAUCUGGGCUGCCAUCCCUCGGUUUGUUUCUUCAUGGUCCAUUUGCAAAUUUUUGAAAAAAGUUGGGCCGAUGACGAGGGUUAGUCCAGAAUUUGGAGAUGAGGUGCAGGCAGUCUGGACGUUAUCAGCCGAUGUGAGCUUUCAGUCUAAUCAAUUUCCUAAGUAUAAAUUAGGACCUGAUAAUGAAAUUCUAGAGGAGAUCAAAGAGGACAACAAGGGUCCACCCCUCAAGGAAGUUGUCAUUCGGGAAACAAACCAGCUAACUGAGCAACAUAAGCGUCUUUCUGUUCGCGACCUGGCCAGCAAAUUUGACAAGAAUUUGGCUGCUGCAGCCAAGUUGUCAGAGGAGGCUAAACUUAAGGAGGUGGCAUCUUUAGAUGGGCAUGUGCUUCUGAAGAAGCUUAGGGAUGCAUUGGAAUGUUUGAAAGGAAGAUUGGCAGGUCGAAACAAAGAAGAUGUGGAGAAAGCUAUUUCAAUGGUAGAGGCUUUGGCAGUAAAAUUAACUCAAAAAGAAGGAGAGCUAAUUCAGGAGAAGUUUGAAGUGAAAAAGCUAGUCAACUUUCUCAAGCAGGCCUCUGAAGAUGCUAAAAAGUUGGUCAACCAAGAAAAAUCUUUUGCUUGUGCUGAAAUUGAGAGUGCAAGAUCAGUUGUGCAGAGGAUUGGAGAGGCCCUUGAGGAACAAGAAAGAAACCAAAACCCGGGGAUGCAGCAGGAAUUGGAGGAAUUAAUUGAGGAGGUUCAAGAGGCCAGAAGAAUUAGGCUAAUGCAUCAGCCUAGGAAGGUCGUGGACAUGGAAAGUGAACUUCGAGAACUGAGAUUACAGAUCAGAGAGAAGUGUACAAUUUCACUUAACCUUCAAAAUGAGCUGGCAAGGAGCAUGAAAGCUGAGGAAAAUAUGUACCGACUAUACGAGUUAAGCGGUUCUGAGACAUUAGGUUCUAUAUUAAGGAUUCAGCCUUGUUCAGAUAAAGCAGUAGAGCUUGCAAAAUGUUCGAUCCAGUGGUAUCGUUUGUCUUCUCAAUGCAGCCGGAGGGAAGCUAUUUUAGGUGCCAACAAAUGUGUUUAUGCUCCUGAGCCAAUCGACAUAGGGCGAGUUCUGCAAGCUGAUAUAACAUCAAAUGGCCUAAAAGUCACGCUUACAACUGAUGGGCCGAUCAAGCAAGCCUCAGACUUGGGGAGCUAUCUGGAGGCACUUUUGCGGAAACCAAACAAUGACUUCAGUGUGGUUAUCUCUCAAAUGAAUGGACGGAAUUAUUCGUCACAUUCAGUGCACUUGUUCCAUAUCGGGAAAACAAGGAUAAAGCUCAGUAGAGGAUGGAUCACAAAGGCCAGAGAAUCAUACUCUAGGUCUAUGCAGCUAUGUGGAUUCAGAGGAGGCGGCAACUCUGCAGCUAAGUCACUGUUUUGGCAGGCUCGGAAAGGACAGUCUUUUGUGCUUGUUUUUGAAUCCGAGCGGGAACGAAACGGAGCCCUUACUCUUGCGAGGAAGUAUGCCUCUGAUUGCAAUUUUAUGCUUGCUGGUCCAGACGACGACGCAUUGCUGUAAAGACUGACAACGGUCUUAGUUUCCAACUAAUGAUAAUAGUACUGAAGUUUCAAGAGUUUUCAAGUGUGAAGUCUUUGGUUCUUGUCUGUGUGUGUGGAGAUGAUACAAUACAAUGAUACAUAUGCCUUUGUAAUCCCCUAAUCUUGGCAUUCAUUUCUAGUUGUUGUCUGUUCCAGGCAUUGGUUUUUGGUUUGCCUGUCUAAGUCAUUUGUCGUUAUAACCUUUCUGUUUUUAAUCUUUCACCCUUCAUUGUACCUCAUUGGUAAUGCAAACUUCAGACCUCUAUUUUAAUUUGCUAUUUGUAUUC
Molecule: messenger RNA, 2154 nt
Organism: Sesamum indicum (sesame)
Lineage: Eukaryota; Viridiplantae; Streptophyta; Magnoliopsida; Lamiales; Pedaliaceae
Product: stomatal closure-related actin-binding protein 2
Biological process (GO): regulation of stomatal movement; actin filament organization
Molecular function (GO): actin binding
Source: RefSeq, a predicted model, not a curated record